CCGGGGCAUGGGGAGCGCGGCAGUGGAGCUGGCCUGAACUUUGGACCUUGUCUUCCAGUAGGAAAUCAGUAUCUCAGCCCCAGCAGGAGCCGAUCAUGGCCUCCAAGCCUGAGAAGCGGGUGGCCUCUUCUGUCUUUAUCACCCUGGCACCUCCACGCCGAGACGUAGCAGUGACUGAGGAAGCGAGCCAGGCAGCUUGUGAAGCCCGACGUGCUCGGCCAUGGGAGACCCUUCCCACAAAGACACCUGGGGCUGCAGUGGGCAGGAGCCCCAAGACCUGGAUGCCCUCUGGCAGGAGCAAUGCCUCACUCCCUGAAGCCCAACCUCAGCUCUCCAAUGGAGGAUGCUCUCCCCCACCUCCUUCCCUGAAUGAUGAGGACCUAGACCUCCUCCCUCCUCCUCCGCCCCCUUCUGCCUACCUGCCUCUCCCAGAAGAGGAGCCUCCUGUCUUGCCUGGGACAUCACUCAUUUCUGACUUGGAGCAACUGCACCUGCCUCCACCCCCACCUCCACCCCCAUUACAGGCUCCAUCAAAGGGAUCUUCUGUCCAGCCUCCACCUGGUCACGUCAGACCCUCGGAAGAGGAGCUUCCUCCUCCUCCAGAAGAGCUUGUCACUCUUCCAGAGAGAGAAGCAUCCACAGAUGUCUGUGGUUUCUGUCACAAGCCUGUGUCCCCUCGAGAACUGGCUGUGGAGGCCAUGAAGAGGCAGUAUCAUGCCCAGUGCUUCACCUGUCGUACCUGCCGCCGCCAGUUGGCUGGGCAGAGAUUCUACCAGAAGGAUGGGCGCCCCCUGUGCGAACCCUGCUACCAGGAUACCCUGGAGAAGUGCGGCAAGUGUGGGAAAGUGGUCCAAGAGGAGAUCAUCCGGGCCCUGGGCAAGGCCUUCCACCCGCCCUGCUUCACCUGCGUGACCUGUGCCCGCUGCAUCAGCGACGAGAGCUUCGCGCUGGACAGCCAGAACCAGGUGUACUGCGUGGCUGACUUCUACAGGAAAUUUGCCCCUGUGUGCAGCAUCUGUGAGAAUCCCAUCAUCCCCCGAGACGGGAAGGAUGCCUUCAAAAUCGAGUGCAUGGGAAGGAAUUUCCACGAAAACUGUUACCGUUGUGAGGACUGCAGUGUCCUCCUGUCUGUGGAGCCUACCGACCAAGGCUGCUACCCGCUGGAUAACCACCUCUUCUGCAAGCCCUGCCACCUGAAGCGGAGUGCUGCUGGGUGCUGCUGAAGAGUCCCGAUGGCCGGCCCUUCCCUGACUUGAUUUCCCCUCCUGACCUUUCUUACAUACUUUCCUUUUGAACCUCACUGGACACCAGCACACUGCUCAGCCCACAGUGUCUUAAAUGCAUGGGCCUGAGACACUGAGGCUUGGCCUCCUAGUACACAGCACCCUCCAGACUUUCAAGUCCUCUCCCUCCACUGACCAGGAGGCCCCUCAGCCACCAGAAUGGGACCCUGGUCCAUCCCUAGUGCUGCUCUAAUAAUGUUUGUGCAGAAAAGUCCCGGGAUGAUGCCUAUGUCUCUGACCCAUGAUGCUUAGCUGCCUAGCGGAAGGUGCUGAGACCUCAGCUUAGAUUCUAAAGCUGAGUUGUUUGAAGUGUGCCUUCCCAGCCACUCCAAAAAGUUUUUUUUUUUUUUUGAAAAUUUAUAAAUUUGUGCUGGACAUGGUAGCUCACACCUUUAAUCCCAGCACUUGGGAGGCAGAGGCCUGUGGAUUUCUAUGUUCCAGGCUAGUCUGAUCUAUAGAGUGGGUUCUAUUUAAAUGAUUCAAAACAAUAUUCUUUGGAUUUGGGGGAGAGAAAUCUUUUUAAUUUUUCAGUGGGGUAAAAUCAGUAAAUGUCUUCCCUUGGUUUGCGGGGCUGCCAAGAUGGCUCGUCUUGCAGAGGACCAGAGUUCAUUUCAUAACUACUUGUCCUGUAACUCCAGUUCCGAGAGCUCCGCCGCCCUCUACUGACCUCCUUGAAACCUGAAUGCACAUGGUGUACACACACUCAGGCACACACACAUACAUUAAAAAAAAAAAAAUCUUUAGCCAGGUCUAAUGGUGCACACCUUUAAUCCCA
This is a messenger RNA of Grammomys surdaster, 2058 nucleotides long. It is a transcript of the gene Fblim1, whose product is annotated as filamin binding LIM protein 1. NCBI's taxonomy places the organism in Eukaryota, Metazoa, Chordata, Mammalia, Rodentia, Muridae. Gene Ontology annotation, cellular component: focal adhesion; stress fiber. Gene Ontology annotation, molecular function: filamin binding. The transcript has 9 exons. The record is from RefSeq and is a predicted model, not a curated record. Gene Ontology annotation, biological process: cell-cell adhesion. Bases 96 to 1223 code for a protein of 375 amino acids.